AUGCUUCCGGAAUCGCAACGGAGAGGAAGUUGCAAACCCUGCCGCGAGAGCCAGGCUCAGUGCGACAAGAAGAAGCCGCGGUGCAGCGAGUGUGUAACGAACAACAAGCCCUGCGGAGGCUACGACAUGGGCCACAUCUUCAUCAACGUCAACUCAACCGGCCCGCCACCCGUCUGGAACCGUUCUCAGAAUGCGCAAAAGUAUCUGGUCCUGGAUAUGGCGUCUCAGCCAACACCCACGCAAGAACAGGUCCCCGUCAUACCAGCCACCUCGCUGCCCCCGACGUCCCUAGCAUUUUGUUCAAUGGGAGGUUCAUCGUCUAUGACCGCACUGGCACCGCCUGCGCUCCCGACAUAUCCAGUGCCGGACUCCGAUCCGAACAAUAUACCUGGAAUAGUUGAAUUAUUCCUCGACCUAUACUACAGACGCAAUGGCCUCGAGAAGACGUCGACCGACCUGCUGUCCAUCGGCAACGAAUGUGGAGGCUGGAGAUCGCUACUCCCAUACUGGCUGGGCCAGUCACCCAUCCUCGAUACGGCCAUCGGAGCGCUGGCUGCGUCUUUCGUGGGAACGCAGUAUGAAGACGAGAGCCUGAUCGACCAAGGCAGGAAUAUGUAUUUGAACGCACUCCAAAUGGUUCAGCAUGCGCUUCCGGAGCCUGAUUCCUCAGAUCGAAAGGACUUAUUGGCAACGACGCUCGUAAUGAGCUCCACGGAGCUUUUCUUGUCUAACGGCGGAGGCCCAAGCCAGCUUACGCACAUUGAGGGCGCGACGCGUCUCCUCCACGGCGCCUUCAAGAGCAUGGACUUCGAAGAAAUCCAUGUUUACAUUUUGAACCAGGGCCUCUUCGAAUCGAUUUCGACCAGGCGUCGCUACGCCUUCUCGUCUCCCUCAUGGCGCCCGUUGAUCCGCCAGUUGUACUCAGUUCCCCGAACAAGCCGCAACGAUCUGUACUUCCAGUGGUGCGAGACCAUUCUACCACUGCCGAACAUCCUCAGCGCCGCCGACAGCGUUACCACUUCCGCGGCAUCCUCGCGUACGUCUACACCCACACCUGCCUCCGCCGUUCUCGGUAUUCUCGACGACCUCACGACGCUGGAACAGUCAUUAGCGCCCUGGAGUGAGCUGCUGAAAGCCAACACACCCGGCCCAUGGACCUUCCCGGCCGCCCAAAUCAGCGCGGAUUCGGUCCCGUUCCCUCUCCAAUUCGUUUCGAUCGAAGUAUGCACGCUUUUCUGCCUUCAUUGGGCGUCCCAGCUCCUGAUCCUCGACGCGCGCCACGCACUCCACGCGCACCUUCCACUUUCUGAAAUCCCCGAACACCCCUCCCCCGCUACUCUUCUUCCCCAAAUGACCGAAUACGCAUCGCUCAUCUGCCGCUCGAUUCAAUUCUGCACCCAGAAUACGUCUUUCGCUUCGACCGAAAACAUGUUCCUCCCUCUCUUUGUAGUAGCCAGCUACUACAUGCGAAACGGAGACGAGGACAGGAUGAAGUGGUGCGUCGGCGCCUUCAGUCGCAUAGCUUCGGAGCAGAAGAUUGGGUACGCCAUCGAGAAGCUUGACCUCACUGAGCGGAGAGUCAACGUUGGCGUGUACAACUUCGGCGGUGUAUGGGACGAGGCAUGA
Molecule: messenger RNA, 1626 nt
Organism: Trematosphaeria pertusa
Lineage: Eukaryota; Fungi; Ascomycota; Dothideomycetes; Pleosporales; Trematosphaeriaceae
Exons: 2
Coding region: 1-1626 (541 amino acids)
Biological process (GO): regulation of DNA-templated transcription
Molecular function (GO): DNA-binding transcription factor activity, RNA polymerase II-specific; zinc ion binding
Source: RefSeq, a predicted model, not a curated record